GAUUCAUACACUUCACCCAUCUCACAAUCAGCUCAGAUCCCGCAGUUUCAGUCCUCACUUCUGAUUUAUCAAAAGCAAGCAGUGCUCAACCCCGACCGCCGUGCAAAUGCUCUGCGCAGUGUGCGAGAACGAGACGUUUGUGGAGGACGAGGACGGCUUCUUUGUGUGCGACGCAUGCGGCACACAGUCGCAGGACUUUCGCCAGGAGGUGUCCGAGGUCGACGUUGCCGAGCUGGGCACCUUUCGGAGAUCGAGGAAGGUCGUGCGAAACUACGCCUCCGCGCCGGAUCCAUCCACCCGCAGCGACAACGUCGAAGACAACCCGACGCUGCUCGCUGGAGUCGAACCGCGCGAUGCACUCCUGGCUGCGCUGCAAUGCGUAUUACAAAUGCAAGUCCGAGUCAUGAUUACCAAGCUGCACGUCGCGCCCGAGCUGAAGAAUGUCGCCGGAAAGAUGUGGUUUUCCUUGUUGAAGGCUGCUCGUGUGAUGGGAGACGAUCAGGACGAUGCGAGUUCUGCUGCCGUUGUUGUGACUGCCGUCGAGCCGCCAACGAUGGGCGCAUCGGCAAGUGCUGCUAGCAACGCAUCUGCUCCAGCGUUCUCGCCUGUACGCGGGUGGGCGGCACGCUUUGCACCAGAGCCGUCCGCGUCGCCACUUUGGGCUUCGCCAGCCACUUCGCCCGCUCCGCAUGCGCCAUCCGAAUACGACAUGCCGCCACGAUUCUUGGAUUUGAGCAGUGUUCAGGCACAACAAUCCCGUGAUAGCCAACGACGACGCAUGCAAGCACAAGCCGCUUCUCUGCUGGCCAAACCAAAGCUGCAGCUGUGUCUCGCCAUCUUGUUCCUGUCGUGCAACUAUCUCUGCGUGCCAGUGUUGCUCAUGGAUAUAUUACGAUUGGUGGAGCGUGGCGAACUGCCAUUCGUGUCCGCUCAUGCCGCGCUUCCUCCGUGCUUUAGAAAGCCAACGGUCGCAUUUCGGUCCCUUAAACCGCAGCGAAUCCCGUCGUCAGAGAAAAUGUUUCAGCUAGUUCGUAAGGUGGCUCGAGUGAUCGAGAUACCGUCGGAUCUUCCGUCGUGGUCACCACUAGCCUUCUGGACGACGACGCUGCAGGAUUUGGCACUGCCUGAAAUCAUGCAGCAGCAGAUAGCUCAACUCGCAAUGCUUGCGCCGGUCUCGUUGCAUGUUCAUGCAUCCACGAAAACUAUUCCAGAAGUGGCAUGCAUGGCCUUUGUUGUUCUGGUGCUCAAACUACACUUUGGACUGGAUGACAGCGAGCCAAGAUCGCGUGAUACGGCAGCACACUGGAAUGAAUGGGUCGCGCACAUGAGAGUCAAGUUUUCCAAACUGUUUUCUCCCGGAACGUCAUUACUUUCUGCCAUGUCUGCCUCGGAAGAAGCUCAGCUACUGCAUUUUGCCGACCAGCAUGUGUUUGCUGCUGCCAAUCCAACGCCAGCAACAAUCAACGACAUUCUGCACGUUCUCAAACAGGCUGUGCCAGCGUCCGCUCCUGCUGCCAUGAGCGACAACGGCCCCACAUCUGAUGCAACAGCAGCUGCACCCAUUCUCCAGCUUCCUCCAGAUAACCCUGACGUGUCCCAAACGUACAUUCACUACUCUGCAGCCGACGACCUGGGCGAAUUUCAUGAUGCCUAUGCGUUUCUUUUGGCGAUUUGCGCUACAAAGUGCCGAGCCAGUCCCGAGACGCUCCAGGUCGCCGUCAACGCACUCGAGCGCACGCUGAUAGUCUCGAGCGGCUCGAUGCCCUGAUUCAGGUUCAUGAUUCGUGGAUGAUCGAUUGAGCCUGUCGAGCUCCCCUUUGUGGUUCUGCACCCUUUUAUCUUAAUCUCUUAAUAACGCGUUAACAUUGUUCC
Capsaspora owczarzaki ATCC 30864 is the source of this 1872-nucleotide messenger RNA. RefSeq lists its product as hypothetical. The transcript is spliced from 9 exons. Gene Ontology annotation, cellular component: RNA polymerase transcription factor SL1 complex; RNA polymerase I core factor complex. The record is from RefSeq and is a predicted model, not a curated record. Bases 107 to 1768 code for a protein of 553 amino acids. Gene Ontology annotation, molecular function: RNA polymerase I core promoter sequence-specific DNA binding. Gene Ontology annotation, biological process: RNA polymerase I preinitiation complex assembly; nucleolar large rRNA transcription by RNA polymerase I. Lineage: Eukaryota; Filasterea; Ministeriida; Capsasporidae.